CACAUCUCUCUAUAUAUACAACACCCAUCUGCCCUUACUUUCUAACUCUUGAUUGUUCUUCAUCACCCACUGGAAAAUGGAGAGUGAAAUAGAGGAGGAGGGGUUUGAAGAUUGGAGGGGGAGAAGGGCGAUUCCUGGGAAACAUGGCGGAAUCAGAGCUGCUGCCAUUAUUUGUGUCGUGGAGAUGUUGGAGAACAUGGUGUUCAUAACAAACGCGAACACGUUGGUAUCGUAUUUCAUCAAGACGAUGCAUUACUCGGCGGCCAAAUCAGCGACAAUGAUGACUAAUUUCUUGGGCACUUCCUUCCUGCUCUCCCUCUUUGGCGGCUUCAUCGCCGACUCCUUCCUCACAAGAUUCGCCUCUUUCAUCAUCUUCUGCCUCAUUGAGAUCAUGGGUCUGAUUCUGUUGACAAUCCAAGCCCAAGUCACCAAACUCCAACCCCCACCUUCCGAAACACCUUCACCUCGCCAGGAGGCUGUUUUAUUCGUCGGGCUCUACGCGUUGGGUCUCGGGAUAAGCGGAGUAAAACCCGCUCUCCCGGCUCACGGAGGCGACCAGCUUGACAGCAGAAACAAGAGCCUGAUCUCUGCAUUCUUCAACUGGUACUUCUUCUCCAUCUGCAUUGGAGGUCUUGUGGCUGUAUCCGUUAUGGUGUGGAUUGAAGAGAAUGUGGGGAUUAGUUGGAGCUUCAAGAUCUCGGUUGUGGUUCUCGCUUUGGCCCUCUCCGUUUUCGUUGGAGGGUUCCCCUUCUAUAGGUACAAACGCCCCGGCGGGAGCCCGUUGAUGAGAAUCCUCAAAGUGAUUGUUUCGGCCUCAAGAAACCGAAAAGGGUCUCUCCUAGAUGCAGGGCUGAAACAGAAUCUGAAUCCUGAAAACAAGAGCAUUCAUCACAACAAGUUCAAGUGUCUGGACAAAGCUUUGCUCGACGACGAGAUCUCUGCAACAGAAGUCGAAGAAACGAGAACGUUCCUGUCUCUCCUACCGAUCUUCGCCAGCACGAUCAUGAUGAACUGCUGCUUGGCGCAGAUCUUGACGUUCUCCGUACAGCAAGGCGCAGUCAUGAACAGAAAGCUGUCUCCUUCGUUCGAAAUCCCCGUCCCUUCGCUCACCGUCAUCCCGGUCGUGUUCUCACUCUUUUCGAUACCCUUGUACGAGUUCUUCCACCGGAGAAUCUCCGGCCAAAACCCAGCGAUGGACCUCUUCCAGCCAUUGAAACGCAUCGGCCUCGGCCUCUUCCUCGCCUCCAUUUCCAUGGCGGUCGCAGCUUUCGUAGAGGCCAAGCGGCGGUUCGAAGCGGUUAACCACAACGUCAGCAUCUCCGUCUUCUACCUGGCGGUUCAGUAUCUUCUGCUGGGUGUCUCCGACAUGUGCACGCUCGGAGGCAUGCUCGAGUUUUUCUACAGAGAAGCCCCUGAGAGGAUGAGGAGCAUUAGCAGCUCGCUGUCUUGGUGCUCCAAUGCGAUGGGUUUCUUCUUGAGCACCAUACUGGUCGAGCUCACCAAUUCCAUCACCGGCGCGUGGUUUGACGGCGGCGCGUGGCUCGGAGGGAGGGAUCUGAACAAGGCGAGGUUGGAUUUGUUCUAUGCGGUGCUUAGUGUUCUUAAUACUCUUAACCUGUUUAAUUACAUUUACUGGGCCAAGAGAUACUGAUCAUGAUCAUGAUGUGAUGAUGAUGAUGAUCAUGAUCAUGAUGAAGCGUGAUGAAAGUGUGGUCCAAAUGCUUUGGUGUUCUUAAUUU
This is a messenger RNA of Tarenaya hassleriana, 1739 nucleotides long. RefSeq names its product protein NRT1/ PTR FAMILY 4.1-like. Gene Ontology annotation, biological process: transmembrane transport. The coding region runs from base 77 to 1651 and encodes 524 amino acids. Gene Ontology annotation, molecular function: transmembrane transporter activity. The record is from RefSeq and is a predicted model, not a curated record. Lineage: Eukaryota; Viridiplantae; Streptophyta; Magnoliopsida; Brassicales; Cleomaceae. The transcript is spliced from 6 exons. Gene Ontology annotation, cellular component: membrane.